Messenger RNA from Mustela lutreola (European mink), 4784 nucleotides. It is a transcript of the gene PTCH2, whose product is annotated as patched 2. Gene Ontology annotation, cellular component: plasma membrane. Gene Ontology annotation, biological process: smoothened signaling pathway. The transcript has 22 exons. Bases 572 to 4255 code for a protein of 1227 amino acids. The record is from RefSeq and is a predicted model, not a curated record. Lineage: Eukaryota; Metazoa; Chordata; Mammalia; Carnivora; Mustelidae. Gene Ontology annotation, molecular function: smoothened binding; hedgehog family protein binding; hedgehog receptor activity.
UCGUGGCUGGGCCGGCCAGCAGAUACCCUUUCUCAGCAUUGGCGUCUCCUGGCUUACGCUUGGCCAGCGCGGUGCCUCCCCGGGAUCUCCCUCCCUGCUCCUCCCCCAGGGCCCCGCGGGCGGCGGGGGAAGCGAGGCGUGGGGUGGCCCUGCCUGGGUGGUCUCCUGCCCCGCCCCCACCCGCGGCGCCGUCGCCUAGCAGCGGAUCCGGCUGCGCGGCUCCGGGUAAUUUGCGGACCCCUCAGCCAAUGGGAGGGCGUCGUCCCGGCCCGCUCCCUUUUUCUGGAGCUAAGGACGCCUCCUCCUCACUGCGCUCUCCACCUCUAGCCGCGCGGGGCGUCGCGGGCGGAUCGCUCUGCCUGCACGCGGGACCGACUCCCGCACCCGCGCUGCGCUCGCCCCCGAUCGCAGCCGCCGCGGCACCCCAGCACCCCACCUUCACGCACGCCGCGCCUAAGCUGCCCCACUGAGUCCCGACGCGGGGCUCCGCGGUACCUGGGUACCAGGCCAGCUUAUGGAGAAUCCCAGAUAACGCGGGUUGGGGGCGCCCACGCCCCCCAUCCCCGCCGGCAUGGCUCGGCCGCCGCCACUCCAAGAGCUGCCCCCUGGCUAUACACCCCCAGCUCGAGCCGCAUCACCCCAGAUCCUAGCUGGGAGCCUGAAGUCUCCACUCUGGCUUCGUGCUUACUUCCAGGGCCUCCUUUUCUCACUGGGCUGCGGGAUCCAGAGACACUGUGGCAAAGUGCUCUUCCUGGGCCUGCUGGCCUUUGGAGCCCUGGCACUGGGUCUCCGUGUGGCCAUCAUUGAGACAGACCUGGAACAGCUCUGGGUGGAAGUGGGCAGCCGGGUGAGCCAAGAGUUGCAUUACACCAAGGAGAAGCUGGGAGAGGAGGCUGCCUACACCUCCCAGAUGCUGAUACAGACCCCACGCCAGGAAGGGGAGAAUGUCCUCACACCUGAGGCUCUGGACCUCCACCUCCAGGCAGCCCUCACCGCCAGUAAAGUGCAAGUAUCACUCUAUGGAAAGUCCUGGGACUUGAACAAAAUCUGCUACAAGUCAGGAAUUCCCCUAAUUGAAAAUGGAAUGAUUGAGCGGAUGAUUGAGAAGCUGUUUCCGUGCGUGAUCCUCACCCCCCUCGACUGCUUCUGGGAAGGAGCCAAACUCCAAGGGGGCUCUGCCUACUUGCCCGGCCGCCCUGACAUCCAGUGGACCAACCUAGACCCAGAGCAGUUGCUGGAGGAACUGGGCCCCUUUGCCUCCCUCGAGGGCUUCCGGGAGCUGCUAGACAAGGCACAGGUGGGCCAGGCCUAUGUGGGGCGUCCCUGCCUGCACCCUGAUGACCUCCACUGCCCACCUAGUGCCCCUAACCAUCACAGCAAGCAGGCUCCCAAGGUGGCUCAGGAGCUGAGUGGGGGCUGCCAUGGCUUUUCCCACAAGUUCAUGCACUGGCAGGAGGAAUUGCUGCUGGGGGGCAUCGCCAGAGACCCCCAAGGACAGCUGCUGAGGGCAGAGGCCCUGCAGAGCACCUUCCUGCUCAUGAGUCCCCGCCAGCUGUACGAGCACUUCCGAGGCGACUACCAGACGCACGACAUCGGCUGGAGCGAGGAGCAGGCCGGCACGGUGCUGCAGGCCUGGCAGCGGCGCUUCGUGCAGCUGGCUCAGGAAGCCCUGCCUCAGAAUUCAUCCCAGCAGAUCCACGCCUUCUCCUCCACCACCCUGGAUGACAUCCUGCACGCUUUCUCUGAAGUCAGUGCUGCCCGCGUGGUGGGAGGCUAUCUGCUCAUGCUAGCCUAUGCCUGUGUGACAAUGCUGCGCUGGGACUGUGCCCAGUCCCAGGGUGCAGUGGGCCUUGCAGGGGUGCUGCUGGUAGCCCUGGCAGUGGCCUCGGGCCUUGGGCUCUGUGCCCUGCUCGGCAUCACCUUCAAUGCUGCCACUACCCAGGUACUGCCCUUCUUGGCGCUGGGCAUCGGUGUGGAUGACAUAUUCCUGCUGGCACAUGCCUUCACAGAGGCUCCCCCUGGCACCCCUCUCCAGCUCCCAAGCCUCCCCUCCGCUCUGCCUGGAGGACCCAUGACUCCUCCCCUGUCCUGGCAGGAGCGCACAGGCGAGUGUCUGCAGCGCACCGGGACCAGCGUCGCGCUCACAUCCAUCAGCCACAUGGUUGCCUUCUUCAUGGCGGCCCUCGUUCCCAUCCCUGCACUGCGGGCCUUCUCCUUGCAGGCGGCCAUAGUGGUCGGCUGCAACUUUGCAGCUGUGAUGCUUGUUUUCCCGGCGGUCCUCAGCCUGGACCUGCACCGGCGCCACUGCCAGCGCCUUGAUGUGCUCUGCUGCUUCUCUAGCCCCUGCUCAGCUCGGGUGAUCCAGAUCCUGCCCCAGGAACUUGGGGACAGGACGGUCCCUGUGGGCAUUGCCCACCUGACGGCCACAGUUCAAGCCUUCACCCACUGUGAAGCCAGCAGCCAGCAUGUGGUCACCAUCCUGCCACCCCGCGCCCACUUGGUGCCCCCACCUUCUGACCCGCUGGGCUCUGAGCUCUUCAGCCCGGGAGGGUCCACGCGGGACCUCCUAGGCCAAGAGGAGGGGCCCAGGCAAAAGGCAGCCUGCAGCUCCCUGCCCUGUGCCCGCUGGAACCUUGCCCAUUUCGCCCGCUAUCGGUUCGCACCCUUGCUGCUCCAGUCACACAGCAAGGCCAUGGUGCUGGCACUCUUUGGUGGUCUCCUGGGCCUGAGCCUCUACGGAGCCACGCUGGUGCAGGACGGGCUGGCCCUGACGGAUGUGGUGCCUCGAGGCACCAAGGAGCAUGCCUUCCUGAGCGCCCAGCUCAGGUACUUCUCCCUCUACGAGGUGGCCCUGGUGACACAGGGUGGCUUUGACUACGCCCACUCCCAACGCGCCCUCUUUGAUCUGCACCAGCGCUUCAGCUCUCUCAAGGCUGUGCUGCCCCCCCCAGCCGCCCGGGCGCCCCGCACCUGGCUGCACUAUUACCGGAACUGGCUGCAGGGAAUCCAGGCUGCCUUUGACCAGGACUGGGCUUCCGGGCGCAUUAGCCGCCACUCGUGCCGCAACGGCUCUGAGGAUGGAGCGCUGGCCUACAAGCUGCUCAUCCAGACGGGGGAUGCCCGGGAGCCCCUGGAUUUCAGCCAGCUGACCACGAGGAAGCUAGUGGAUAAGGACGGGCUGAUUCCACCCGAGCUCUUCUAUGUGGGGCUGACCAUGUGGGUAAGCAGUGACCCGCUGGGCCUGGCGGCCUCGCAGGCCAACUUCUACCCCCCACCUCCCGAGUGGCUGCACGACAAGUAUGACACCACCGGGGAGAACCUUCGCAUCCCGGCAGCCCAGCCCCUGGAAUUUGCCCAGUUCCCCUUCCUACUGCGUGGCCUCCAGAAGACCGCGGACUUCGUGGAGGCCAUCGAGGGGGCCCGGGCAGCGUGCGCCGAGGCAGGCCGGGCCGGGGUGCGCGCCUACCCCAGCGGCUCCCCCUUCCUCUUCUGGGAGCAGUAUCUGGGCCUGCGGCGCUCCUUCCUGCUGGCUGUCUGCAUCCUGCUGGUAUGCACCUUCCUCGUCUGCGCCCUGCUGCUGCUCAACCCCUGGACGGCGGGCCUCAUAGUACUGGUCCUGGCGAUGAUGACUGUGGAGCUCUUUGGCAUCAUGGGUUUCCUGGGCAUCAAACUGAGUGCCAUCCCCGUGGUGAUCCUUGUGGCCUCUGUAGGCAUUGGUGUUGAGUUCACGGUCCACGUGGCUCUGGGCUUCCUGACCACCCAGGGGAGCCGGAACCUGCGGGCUGCCUGUGCCCUGGAGCACACCUUGGCUCCAGUGACCGAUGGGGCUGUCUCCACAUUGCUGGGUCUGCUCAUGCUUGCUGGUUCCAACUUUGACUUCAUCAUAAGGUACUUUUUCGUGGUGCUAACAGUGCUCACACUCCUGGGCCUCCUCCAUGGGCUCGUGCUGCUGCCCGUGCUGCUCUCCAUCCUGGGCCCCCCACCAGAGGUGGUACAGAUGUACAAGGAGAGCCCAGAGGUCCUCAGCCCCCCAGCUCCACGAGAAGGAGGGCUCAGCUGGGGGUUGUCCCCUACCCUUCCCCAGAGCUUUGCCAGAGUGACUACCUCCAUGACAGUGGCCCUCCACCCACCCCCACUGCCUGGUGCCUACAUCCAUCCAGCUUCUGAUGAGCCCACUUGGUCCCCUGUUGCCACACCAGCUGCCAGCGGCUCCAGCAACCUCAGUUCUAGGGGACCAUGUCCAGCCACUGGAUGAAAGAGUGCCUGAAGCAAGGAGACCCUGCUUUGGCCACAUGAGGUCACCGGGAAGCAAUGCGGGGGGUGCGGGGGUGGUUACUAAAUGUAGGACAGCUGCCUGGAGAACCCCGCUGCUGCGGUCUCUCUCAUCCCCUCCCCUGCCCCAGUGGUCACGGAUCUCCCUGCUGUCCUACGAAACCAGCAGCCUCUGGGCUCAGAGCAGCCUUGACACCAGGCUGUGUGUGUGGGCGCCUGUCCGGAUGGGGGAGAGGCCAGCAAUUGAGGCUGCCGCCAGGCCCUCUUCUCUCCCCACCCCCACACCCCUGUGCUACUGGCCCCUAGCAGACCAAGACGGAGGGGUCCUCUAGCACCCUUUGCGAAGCCUGGGCCCCCCAUGCUUGGCAGCUGCCCACAUCCUACCACAUAAAUUAUUUAUAUGAAGAUGUUUAUUUUUGUAGUUUGUAUAGAUGUUAGCUACGCUGAAAGUUUUAUUUUUAAAGAGUGAAAUAUAUUCUAUAUGAACUCCUCUCAAACGACUUCGGCGCUUU